ACUGGGAAGCAAAAAACAAAACCACCCCGAAAUAUUAGUGGGCUGAGAGAGAGGCUAAGAAAAGGAUACGAAGGCGGAACACAGAGGAACGAGAGAGCUUGUGCUGCUGAGGGGUUGCUCCAUGGCGGCUACGGCUAGGGCUUUUCUUCUCUCUCGCGUCACCGACCCCUCGCUCAAACCUCACCACGCGCCUCUACCUCCAUUUUCCCGCCACCUCCUCGCUCGUCCCCUGCUACCUGCCUCCGCCGCCUUGAAGAGACGUCCGCCUGCACUCCUCUGCUGUCUGGUAUCUGGAGUCGACGGCGGAGGAGUCUCCGACGAUUUCGUCUCCACCAGGAAGUCCGGAUUCGACCGCGGAUUCUCGGUCAUCGCCAACAUGCUCAAGCGGAUUGAGCCUCUCGAUAAUUCCGUCAUUUCCAAGGGCGUUUCUGAUUCGGCCAGGGAUUCGAUGAAGCAGACCAUCUCCACAAUGCUAGGGUUGCUCCCGUCGGAUCAGUUCUCCGUCACUGUUAGAGUUUCGAAGCGUCCUCUUGAUCGCCUCCUCGCGUCUUCGAUUAUCACGGGGUAUACUCUAUGGAACGCUGAGUACCGAAUUUCAUUGAUGCGGAAUUUUGAUAUCUCUCCGGAUAGUUUAAAAAGGUCAAAUUGUUCGGAGCAGUGUGAGGUUUUGGAAUUGCAGAGCGAGGAGACCAAGUGCGGGGGUGGAGAGGUUGAUGUAAACGGGAGUAUUGAGGAUUGGGAGCCAUCUAGUGCUUGGAGUCUUGGGGAUUUACCUCCUGAGGCUUUGAACUAUAUUCAAAAAUUGGAAUCGGAGUUAUCAACUGCCAAGAAGGAAUUGGAUGCCCAGAAGCUGGAAAAUAUGCAAAUGGAAUAUGAGAAAGGAAAUAACAAUAAUUUGUUAGAGUAUUUACGGGGCUUGGAGUCUGAUAUGGUGAUUGAAUUAUCUAAACCAUCAUCAUUAGAGGUGGAAGAAAUUAUUCACCAAUUAGUUCAAAAUAUAUUGCAAAGAUUUUUCAAAAAUGAUCCUACCUCUGACUUCAUGGAAGAUUCAGCCUUAGGGAUUACAGGCAAUUACCAAGAUGGGAAUGGUGAAUCUUGUGAGACAAUAUGCACUUCCAGAGAUUAUCUAGCCAAGCUGCUUUUCUGGUGUAUGUUAUUGGGCCAUCACUUGCGAGGCUUGGAGAAUAGAUUGCAUUUAAGUUGUGUUGUUGGGUUGUUGUAAAGAGAAGAAUGUAGAAAGAGGCAUGUAAAUUCUUCUUUUUUUUUCUUUUUCUCUUUCAAUGCUUGUCUUUUUGUUUUCCCCCCUCAAUUUUAUCAUAUAUCAUUACAUGACUCACAUCUGAUUUUCAGUCCAAAUCUUUCAUUAGAAUUAAUUGAUUUAUGAUUAAAGGGAA
Vitis riparia (riverbank grape) is the source of this 1394-nucleotide messenger RNA. RefSeq lists its product as uncharacterized. The record is from RefSeq and is a predicted model, not a curated record. Lineage: Eukaryota; Viridiplantae; Streptophyta; Magnoliopsida; Vitales; Vitaceae. The transcript is spliced from 5 exons. Bases 122 to 1222 code for a protein of 366 amino acids.